Molecule: messenger RNA, 2621 nt
Organism: Protobothrops mucrosquamatus (brown spotted pit viper)
Lineage: Eukaryota; Metazoa; Chordata; Lepidosauria; Squamata; Viperidae
Gene: NUCLEOLIN
Product: nucleolin
Exons: 15
Coding region: 107-2170 (687 amino acids)
Molecular function (GO): RNA binding
Source: RefSeq, a predicted model, not a curated record
CCUCCUUCUUUUCGGCUCAGGCGGAGACUCGAGCCAGGCGCUGGGAGCGUGAGGUGGGUUUUUUUUUUUCGCAGCAGCUGAACAUCCGGACAACUCCGCCGCCAUUAUGGUGAAGCUCGCUAAGAAUGUUAAAAACCAGCCUAAACAAAAGAAAAUGACUACCCUUCCCCCGAAGGAAAUUGAUGACAGCGAUGAAGAAGAUUCAUCUGAAGAAGAGGAGAGUAGUGAGGAGGAGGAGAUGCUGGCUGCUAAGAAAGCAGCAGCCGUCCCAGCAAAAGCAGCUGUUCCCAACAAAAAGGCAGCAAUUCCUGCGAAAAAGGCAGUAGCUGCCGCCCCGGCUAAGAAAGCAGCUGCCGCGCCUGCGAAAAAGGCCCCCGUCUCUGCCAAGGGAGCGAAAAACGGGAAGAAUGCCAAGAAGGAAGAAAGCGAGGAGGAAGAGGACGACGACGAAGAGGAGGACGAGGAUGAAGAAGAUGAUAGCGAGGAAGAUGAAUCUGAGGAGGAGGCUGCUGUGCCAGUGAAAAAGCGGGGUGUCCCGGCCCCUCAGAAGAAGCCUGUCGCUCCCACCAUCCUGAAACCGAUGGACGAGGAGGAAGAGGAAGAGGAUGAUAGCGAAGAGGAUGAGUCGGAGGACGAGCCCAUGGAAGCCACCCCAGCCAAAGGAAAGAAGGCUGUGCCAGCGAAGGCAGCCCCGGCGAAGGCAGCCCCAGGAAAGGAGGAGUCUGAGGAAGAAGAGGAAGACUCCGAGGAAGAGGAGGAAGGGGAUGAAGAGGACGACGACGAGGAGGACGACGACGACGAAGAGGAAGAAGAAGGUCUGCAAGGCAUGCCUGGAAAACGAAAGAAGGAAUUGGCCAAGCAGAAAGGCACCCCAGAUGCCAAGAAGAAGAAAACAGAAGAGCCUGCCUUCUCUCUCUUCAUGAGUAACCUCAACGCCAGCAAGAACUUCGAAGAACUCAAGGCUGCCAUCAGAGAUUUCUUUGGCAAAAAGGACCUUCAAGUCCAGGAAGUCAGAAUUGGCAAUUCCAAGAAGUUUGGCUACGUAGAUUUCUCCACUGAAGCCGAGCUGGAUAAAGCACUCAAAUUAAAUGGGAAAAAACUGAUGGGCUUGGAAACAAAACUAGAAAAGGCAAAGAGCAAGGAGAGCCUUUGGGAGAAUAAAAAAGAGAGAGAAGCCAGGACCAUUUUUGUGAAGAACUUGGCUUACAGCGUCACCCAGGAUGAACUGCAUGGCGUAUUUGAGGACGCCGUCGAAGUCAGGCUGGUGUCCAAGGAUGGGAAUAGCAAAGGGAUCGCCUACAUCGAAUUUAAAAGCGAGGCCGAUGCCGAGAAAGCCUUGGAGAAGCAGGGGGUAGAGAUCGACGGCCGCCCCAUCGUGCUUGACUACGUAGGUGAGAAGAGCCAGCAGGAGGGCCGGAAACCCAGCAAGGGAACCCCGUCAGGGGGAGAAUCGAAGACGCUGGUGGUGAACAACCUCUCCUACGAUGCCACCGAAGAAAGCCUUCAAGAGGUCUUUGAGAAAGCCUCCGCCAUCAGGAUCCCCCAGAACAACCAGGGAAGACCCAAAGGGUAUGCCUUUGUCGACUUCGCCACGGCUGAGGAGGCCAAGGAAGCCAUGAACUCCUGCAACAACACAGAGAUCGAAGGCCGCACCAUCCGAUUAGAAUUCAGCAACUCGGGGGGACAGAGCAGAAGUGCAAACACUAAAGGAGGCUUUAGUCAGCAAAGCAAAACCCUCUUUGUCAAAGGCCUGUCCGAGGACACCACCGAAGAGACCCUGAGAGAGUCGUUUGACAGCUGCAUCGGUGCGAGAAUAGUGACCGACCGGGACACCGGCUCCUCCAAAGGAUUUGGCUUUGUGGACUUCAGCUCCCCGGAAGACGCCAAGGCAGCCAAGGAAGCCAUGGAGGACGGAGAGAUCGACGGGAACAGGGUGACCCUCGACUUUGCCAAGCCCAAAGGCGGGACCCCUCGUGGGGGCGGCGGCGGAGGAGGUGGCUUCGGACGUGGCGGCAGAGGAGGGGGACGUGGCGGCCGAGGUGGAUUCGGGGGCCGAGGAGGAGGCAGAGGAGGCUUCGGAGGCAGAGGCGGUGGCGGCUUCAGGGGCGGCCGAGGUGGCGGCGGUGGCGAUCACAAGCCCCAAGGGAAGAAGAUCAAGUUUGACGACUGAGCGGCGUGCUUUCCUCCGCAUCCGAAAGGACUCUGGGGUUUUUGAUUCUGUCACCUUGACAUGACAGAGCCUUCUGAGGACAUUCCAAGACACGUCUGCAGUCCCCGAGGGGGGGGGCUUCCCCGGAGGCCUCCCCCCCCUCAGCAAAGAAACAGCCAAGCGACUGCCUGGCACGCGCAUAAGAACUUUUUUAGAAAAACAAAACAAACAAACAAAAAGCCACAAGAAAUGUGGGAGUUGUGUCCAUGUAUUUCCCUGAAUUUAUAACGUUUUUUCCCCAUGUACAAAAUUUAACUUCCCGAUGCAUUUCUGUAGGCUUUUUCUCUUUGUAUUUUUGUUUUUUUGUUUUUUUUCUUCUCCCUCCCUCCCCCCUUGCUGUAAAAAAAUGCAAAAUGUUUUAUCAUUUGUGUCACGGCAACCUGUCUAGGACAGAUUAAAGGGCCUAAGUGGA